CGAACUAAGUCUACCGGAUGAUUGAUUCGGUUGAUGUCGAGAUGUUAUUUGCAUGCGUUUUCGUAUCAUUCUAUUAGGUGCAGUUAUUUUUGUCAUCGCGUUUCUUAGGCCACCUGUCACAGUGUUUACGUAUUCGUAGGAGGCGGAGUGUUGUGGUGAAAGGCAGAAUUGCCAAAUGGAUUUAAUUGAGUGAUUUCAUUGUAGGAAUGUAUUUGUACUCAUUGUUCUUAGAACAGUCAUUUUUAUGAUGCAUGUGCCAUGUCGAUCUCGUCGAGAGACGUGUGGCUGGUUAGUUGGAUGCUACUUGCCUGCCUCAUAGGUGAUCUGACCUCAUUACAAGCUUCAAGUGGUUGUAAUGAUACCAUGGAAGGCUGCCUCAGAUGUCAAGCUGACGAUAGUGGUGGGUCUAUUCACAUUAAAUGUAUUAAAUGUGCUCAUCUCAUUGUAAUGGGCUCAAGAGAAUGUGUGGAAUCUUGUCCAUUGGGAUACCGAGAAGAAUGGUCAUCACAAAUUGAUUACAUGGGUCGAGUGUGUGCAGAAGGCUCUCUUCUUCUCAGUGCCCUUGCCUUGUCCGGCUCAAAAUUGUCUAUCGUAGUGGGGGUGCUGUGUGGUGCAGCAAUAUGUGUUCUGUUACUGGUCUUAGCCGGACUACUGCUGCGCUUGCGUCGCUCUAGAUCUUCUCGUCACUGGAAGCAAGAAGAACAGCACCUGUCUGCUGGCUCUGCUCAGUCAACCAUCAGUAGACAUAGUCAUGGUGACGCAGCUGAAAGAGGAGAGUUUUUGAAGCAUGUUUGGACACUGCGCCCUGAAGCACCUGUAUUUUUGGCCAUGCUCAAUGACACAAGACGUCAAGUGAGAAGUCUGCUCCAAGCUCAUUCUAGUAAACAUUCUGCAGUUCAAGCUUAUAGGCCUGUCCUCAAAGAUUUGUCUCGUAUUUUGAUUCUUCUGAAUCGACGUGAUGAUAGCAUCACUUAUCCUCCUGAUGAUUGGCGCACUCUCUUAGGGUGGGCAGAGCGUGUUCUGCGACGAUACAAAAAACACAAACCACAAGAGGUUGAUCAGCUUGUAAGUUUUCUCCAAAUUCCCAUGCAGACCAAUGUGUUUGCUUGUCAGUUAGGCAGUGCCCCCAAAUCAAAUAGCCUCUCCUCCUUUCAGCCCCCUUCGCCUUCCUCCCCCAACAGUCCACAGCCAGUCACCCCUUUGGGCGUAGGCCCUGCCAGCGGGGACUGGAGUGAUUCCUGCGCUGAUGACAGCUUGUGGGACUGCACAGCUAUGAAUGAAUGGCCAAGUGCAAGAGAAUUUUUGGAUGAAGACGAUUUUCUCACACUCGGUUUCCGUCCUCAAGAUGAAAUUACAACAGAACUCUAAUAGAUCUGAUUCUGAGUCAUCUCAGAGAUUCUCAAAAAUUAUUUUUGUACAACUUUUUAGAUGCUUAUUUUUGAUAUAAGAAAAUGUGAUUUUAUCACUCGGUUAUAUACAGGAUUAUAGAUCUCUUUUACCUACUAAACAUUUUUACACUUGAACACUAUCUGAGAAGUGUUAUAACUUUUUCUUGCUUAGUCUUCUUUAUUAGAGGGCUGAAAAGCCCAUUGUUGUGUGUUGAAGCCAAAGGUGUAAUUUUGCUAUGGCAAAAUAAAGACUGGUGCUAUGCUGGAAUCCUUUUAAAAAUAUUGACCAGGACUGCAUGUUUAGGGGACAAUAGAGGCUAGAAUGGCUGUGGAAUGAAUAUUACUCUCUAUGUGUAGUUCAAACUAUACAAAUUUCUGUUUCUUCUAAUUGUUGAGUCUUAAAAGCAAUACCUUGUGUUGUUUUUUUUUCUAAAUUAAGUGUCUAAAGUAUUUAACUUUGGUGUUUAAGUAUUGUGUCUAUUGACAUGUGUUUUUCUGUCAGUUUUUUUUUUUUUUUUUUUUUUUUCUUGUAGAUUCAGUGCUGGACACAACCUCUGUACCUCAUUUCUUUGAAAGCAUUGAAGAUGUGCCCUGCACUGAAUGAAGUCCGUUUAUCAUGAAAUCAUGUCACAAGUAUUUGUCUGUCAAAUUUUUACUACAAAUAAAAAGGCAAAGAGCCUUUAGUAGCAUGUAGGUGUAGUAUUUUUCCUGUGGCCUAAAAUGUAAUUGAGUGGCAGUAAGCACACAUUAUUUGUGUGGCCAUGACUUGUCUCAUUGUCUGUUGAAAAUGAACUACUUACAAAUUUGGUUGAAAGUUGAGUUGUACUGUAUGAUGUGCCUUCUUUGUCUACUAUUGAUGUAUCUAUUAUACCUUCAAGUAAGGUUUAUUGAAAUUGGGCUUAUGGAGUAAUGAUUGUCUCAAGAAUCUUUGUAUUAGCUGUGGAUUGUUUUUGGUCAGAAUCUUUACUUGCACUUAGUUUGCAAUCUCAGUCUGUGUUUCUAAUGAAUUGUCUUGAUUUUUUUGUGUGAUUUGUCUCAUUUUUCAUGUGUUUGUUGAACUUUGUUUCUUUUAAGAUACUUUUAAGGAAAUUAUCUUGUCUAAAUUGUCGCAUGUUUGUACUCAGAAAUAUUGAAAGGUCACUCAGUAUUUUUAGGUUCUUGAGGUUACUUAUUUUUCACAAAAUGAUCAUCGUAUUUGCUAAGAUUUUCCUUGUUGUUAAUUUGAAAUUUUAUUGGUCAGAUAUUUAUUUUGUUUUUUUGUCUGACAGUAUUUUUAGGAGUAGUUUGUAAUGAUUGUGAAAGCAUCACCAAGUAUGGGCUCAGUUUGUGCCUUUCUAGUAAAGAAUCCUGAUAAUAGUUCUGUCACAGAAGUUCAUAUUGUUUACUUAGUGAGAAAUGGAUUUAAAAUUGACACCAAGCCAAUGUUUGAUGGAUGAUGACGUCAUUUGUCACCGGGUAGGAAUGUACUGGUCAGUUCACUAAGAAUUCUUAUCAUCAAAAUUGACAGUUUUAUCAUGCAGCAAUUUUAGUUACUAAAGGUGUUUGCCCGAUGCUCUUUAUAUAAUGUUUCCAUUAUAUGUGGAUACGUCUAGUCUUUUAGUAUCAUUUAACUUCUCAAUUAUGCUGUGACUCAGAUAACAUAAUUUUGAGAUGGUAGUACAACAUUAUUUAUGUUAAUUGUCUAGUUGUGAUAUUUAUUGUUAAUGGCAUGUUUGCUAUGUUCAUUUGUAUCAUACUGGUGUUCUCUACAAAUUAACUCAUUGUUUGUAUCAAUAUAUAGUCACACUAAUGUUUUAUGUCAAAUGUACAUUACCUUGUACUAGCUGCAAGCGUGUCUGAAUAUUAAGAAAGCAUUAGUUCAUAUGUUUCUUGGGUGCUGAAGGGUUUUUUAACUAACCUUUACAAAAUCUUUUCAUAAAAAUUGUUUAAAAUUUCAGGGAUUUCUGUCACAGCCUCAAUUUGCUGCAAUGAAAUGUUCACCUCAGUAUGUCUGCUCACAUUAGUACUAAAGUUUCAUAUUCAGGUGGUGGAUGUAAUCCUUUGAGCUUACAUACCUAUUACCCCUUUUUUUCCUGAGCUCCCUAUCCUUAUUUAAUAAUUAUGAUUUAUUGUUCAAAUCUAAGAUCAAAUGAGAUGAAUGCUGUUUGCAUCUGGCAUCUGAUGUGUACCUUCUAGUAUUAUUAGAAGAUGGGAGCUACAAGCUCCUGUUGUGAUUCAUCUAAAAGUGAAUUAUUAGUCUAGCUCUUACUCAAGACCUACUGCUUGUAUUGUCAAGUUGCAGAGAGGAAUAUAUAUGAGAAGACAUUGGCAAACCUUAAAUAUGUAUAUUCAUAUGUAUGUUAUCGUGGACCAGACAAGGACUUAGUUAUUUGAUGUAAUGAGUCACAAUGACCUGCGCGUAGUAUGGUGAGGUUUGGAUAAAGAAUAAACUUUGCAUAUAAAACGUC
This is a messenger RNA of Thrips palmi, 3835 nucleotides long. RefSeq lists its product as uncharacterized. The record is from RefSeq and is a predicted model, not a curated record. The coding region runs from base 259 to 1368 and encodes 369 amino acids. The transcript is spliced from 6 exons. NCBI's taxonomy places the organism in Eukaryota, Metazoa, Arthropoda, Insecta, Thysanoptera, Thripidae.